UUCGGAGCUGUGGCCACUGAAAUUUUUGGUAGCUCCAUCGAACAUUUUAGGUUUGACUCCAGCUCCACCAAAAUGUCACAUCUCCCUGGAUCCCCAGCCGGGUUUGAAACAUAAUGUCCCAUUUAAUUCAGAUAUUAGAAUACAGAUAUUGAAUAUAGGUAAAAUUGACACUAUGCCACGUUAUGCUCAAUUGGUGAUGGGACCUGCUGGAAGUGGAAAAAGUACAUACUGUUCAAUGAUGGUGGAGCAUUUUUCGGUGCUAAAACGGAAAUGUUAUGUUGUAAACUUAGAUCCUGCUGCAGAAUAUUUUGAUUACCCUGUCGAACUGGAUAUCAGGGAACUCAUUCAUUUGGAUGAUGUGAUGGAAGAUGAAGAGUUACGAUUUGGGCCUAAUGGGGGCUUAGUAUUUUGCAUGGAGUAUUUUGCUAAAAAUAUGGACUGGAUUAAAGAAUUCAUAACAGACAUGGAAGAGGAUAGCUAUUUUCUAUUUGACUGCCCUGGUCAAAUUGAACUAUACACGCACUUACCUGUUAUGAAAACUUUGGUAGAAAAUUUACAAAAUUGGGACUUUCGAACUUGUGGUGUAUUUCUCGUUGAUUCGCAAUUUCUUGGAGAGCCAAGCAAAUUCAUAUCAGGUACAUUGUCUUCGCUAUCCUGUAUGAUAAAUCUUGAAAUAACACAUCUAAGUGUAAUGACCAAAGUUGAUCUUCUUUCAAAACAUUCAAAGCGAGAUCUUCAAAAAUUUUUAGAUUCUGAAAUGCAAAAUCUACUUUUAGCAGACAUGUGUGAUACAUAUCAUGAUAAAAAAUAUCAAAAACUUACAGAAUCUCUUUGUCAAAUUAUUGACGAUUACAGUAUGGUCAGAUUUCUUCCACUUGAUAGAUCUGAUGAAGAAUCCAUUAAUAUAAUACUUCAGCAUAUUGAUACAGCUAUGCAGUUUAGUGAAGACCAACCUGUUCGUGUAGAAGAUUAUAAUGAAGAUAAUGAAAGGGAUGCAGAAGACUAGGGUUAGUCCCUCUGCUGUCUAUCCGGACCAAGCUGGAUAUGAGUAUUAAAUAGGUCACGUCGUUCCUGAACACGUUCAAAAUUGUGACCAUCAUCAAAAAAUGUCAUAUCUGUGCACUAUAUUGUUUUAAUUACAAUUUCGAGGACAAUUGAUGGUUGAUAACAAAGUAAUAAGGCGGCGAAAGAUGUACAUGCCGUAAAUGCUUAAAUACGCCGAACAGUUUUGGUGGUAAUAUCAUUUUGUCAGACUCAUAAUAUCGUUUUUUCUGCGUUCUGAUUUACUUGUUUUCAGAAGGCAGUGAUACAAUUUCAUAUCUUGGGUAUUUAUGAUAUUCCAUCUUCGCUGAGUCCUUAAAAUAGUGUGAUUGUGUAACUUUUUCAUAAUAUUUCUAUAUGUGAAAAUUUUAUAGAAUGGAGUCUCAAUUUCUGAGACAUUUGAAAUGAAAUUUUGUGCUAAAUGUUCCUGUUGUAUUGUGAGUUUAUUUUAUAGUCGUAUAUUGGAAAGUAAUUUUCGCUUCUAGAAGUAGGAAUGGCUCCAUCGUUUUUUUUAAUGCAUAAUUCUGUUCUUUACAGUAUCUCAUUUUGUAUAUUGGUUAUCAAAAGGAAAUGUGAAUCUUUUGUGUUGCGAAAUUGAACUUAUAUCUUGAUUUUAUCAUCAAGAUGCCAUGUUUUUUCAUAAAAAUCAGCUUCAUCUUGUUGAAACUGACUAAAUCAUGUCUGUUAUGGAUUGUCUACAUCUUUUUACUUUCACAACAUUGAUAGUAUUUCUUGCAUUUACAUAAUCAUCAAGUUUUCAUAUUUUCUUGCAGA
Molecule: messenger RNA, 1815 nt
Organism: Styela clava
Lineage: Eukaryota; Metazoa; Chordata; Ascidiacea; Stolidobranchia; Styelidae
Product: GPN-loop GTPase 3-like
Molecular function (GO): GTPase activity
Source: RefSeq, a predicted model, not a curated record